This is a messenger RNA of Tupaia belangeri chinensis (Chinese tree shrew), 933 nucleotides long. RefSeq names its product olfactory receptor 51F1. Gene Ontology annotation, cellular component: plasma membrane. The coding region runs from base 1 to 933 and encodes 310 amino acids. The record is from RefSeq and is a predicted model, not a curated record. Lineage: Eukaryota; Metazoa; Chordata; Mammalia; Scandentia; Tupaiidae. Gene Ontology annotation, biological process: G protein-coupled receptor signaling pathway. The transcript is spliced from 3 exons. Gene Ontology annotation, molecular function: G protein-coupled receptor activity; olfactory receptor activity.
AUGCAACCCAUUGAUAACUCCACUCCCCCAAUUUUCUUCUUGACUAGGAUUCCAGGACUGGCAAAUUUCUACACAUGGUUCUCCAUUCCAUUUUGCUACCUCUAUUCACUCGCCAUCUCCGGGAACAGCCUGAUCCUGUUUGUCAUUGUUACCCAGCAAAGUCUCCAUGAGCCCAUGUACUAUUUCCUCUCCAUGCUGUCAGCCACUGACCUGGGCUUGACUGUUUCCACAAUGUCUACCACAUUAGGUAUUCUCUGGUUUGAUGCAAGUGAAAUUAGUCUAGAUGCCUGCAUUAUCCAGAUGUUUUUUCUUCAUGGAUUCACAUGCAUGGAAUGUGGAGUGCUGGUGGCAAUGGCUUUUGACCGCUAUGUGGCAAUCUGUGACCCUCUCAGGUAUACAACUAUUCUCACUAAUUCCAGAAUCAUUCAGUUGGGUCUCCUAAUAUGUACACGUUCUGUAGUAUUAAUCGUACCAUUACUCUUGCUCCUUAAGCCUCUCUAUUUCUGUAGAAUGAAUGUCCUUUCCCACUCCUACUGUUACCAUGUAGACGUGAUCAAAUUGGCAUGUUCAGAUGUUUGGGCCAACAGCAUCUAUGGAUUAAUAGGUCUCAUCCUUACCACAGGGAUAGACACUCCAUGCAUCAUCCUGUCUUAUGUCUUGAUUAUUCGCUCUGUCCUAAGUAUUACCUCCCCAGAGGAACGGCACAAGGUCUUCAGCACCUGUGUCUCCCACAUUGGAGCUGUUGCUAUUUUCUAUCUCCCCAUGAUAAGCCUGUCCUUGGUGCAUCGCUAUGGCCGAUCAGCCCCCAAAGUGGUCCACUCAAUGAUGGCCAAUGUAUACCUACUUCUGCCCCCUGUGCUCAACCCCAUUAUCUACAGUGUGAAAACAAAACAGAUUCGCAAGGCUGUACUCAAUCUGAUCCUUACAAAGUAA